AUGACGAUCGAGAAUGGCUACUGCUCGGAUUCGCUGCAGCGCGCCCGGAGCGCUCGUGAACGUCAUAUUCCAGCUUCCGGUAAUUCCGCCAGCUCUGGCGCUGCUGCCACUGCCAGGGUCGCUGGUGGGCAGUCGUGGAGUUGCGCGCAUCCUCCAAAAAUUGCUGCGUCAUCAGUCGCUGAUUCACUGUACAGCCGUUCGGUGCCAGCGGCUUCUGGCAGUGGUUUUCGCUUGCGGUCCCCGGAUCGACAUCUCGGCGAGCAUCUUCAGCAGCAUCGCGAAUUACGGCGCUCGCCUUCGCCAGCACAUCGAAGAAGCAAUCAGCAGCAGCAACAGCAGCCAGAACUUCCGGGCAGCGUUCCGGAGUGGCUGAAUCAAGUAGGUUGCCAUCCUUUUCCAGAUGGUGUCACACCGCACAAAAUCAAUUUUUAUUUCUGA
Messenger RNA from Gongylonema pulchrum, 438 nucleotides. The record is from the annotation of a GenBank genome assembly. NCBI's taxonomy places the organism in Eukaryota, Metazoa, Nematoda, Chromadorea, Rhabditida, Gongylonematidae.